Chanos chanos (milkfish) is the source of this 4440-nucleotide messenger RNA. RefSeq names its product bone morphogenetic protein receptor, type II a (serine/threonine kinase) (gene bmpr2a). The transcript has 13 exons. Gene Ontology annotation, cellular component: signaling receptor complex; plasma membrane. Bases 813 to 4004 code for a protein of 1063 amino acids. NCBI's taxonomy places the organism in Eukaryota, Metazoa, Chordata, Actinopteri, Gonorynchiformes, Chanidae. Gene Ontology annotation, biological process: cellular response to growth factor stimulus; protein phosphorylation; vasculature development. Gene Ontology annotation, molecular function: transforming growth factor beta receptor activity; ATP binding. The record is from RefSeq and is a predicted model, not a curated record.
CCCAGCCGCUGUCUAGUCUUCGGCUCCGCCACGGUCACUAUCAAGACCCUUCUGAUGUAGGCUGAGACAACGGAAGAGCCACGCAGACAUACUGUCUUCCAUUGUACAAAAAGCUUUGGAAAUGUUACAUUUUACCGUGGCGAAGAUCAAGAGAUAUGGAUUACAGUGGACGAUGGCGAACAACGCGACAGGCAAAUGUAUAUUUGUCGGAAAUAUUUAGUUAGUUUCAGUCUACCCGUGGUUUCUACAACCUGGAUUUGCCGUCGGGAACAAGAAAAAAAAAUUGGACUAUCGGAAAUCGCACUGGGAGGUCCCAAAUAACUGGUUAAGCAAACUCUAAGGAAUUCCACUUUUUGAAGUGCGCGGUUGGGGACAAAGGCAAAAAAGCAAAGUUUUGUAAUUCGAUAUGAUAGCUGGCAAUCGCUCCUUCACCCCUCAACAUAUUUUUUCUUGUGUAUUUCUUGCUCUUCGCUUUUUCCUGCUAGAUAGACUCGGUCUAACUGGAAGACGAUAACCCACAACCUUAAAGGAAGCAGUCUAUUGCCUCUACACGAUAGCCUUUAGGCUACAAUCAAACUAAAGGCCUCUUUUGAUAAUCGUAACAUUUUUGUGUCCUACUGACUUUCGCCGAUUUUCAUUAGGAGUUACAUUAUUGAUAUUGAGUAUUUUUCUAUGCAUCAGUACUUUUGCAGUUAUGCCGUAUUGGGUAGUUCACAAAGGAGAUGUAAGCUCACUGUAGCUGCACACGACUGAAAGAAAACUUAACGAUUUUUUUUUUCUUCGCUACCAAGCCCAAAGAAAGCAGAUGUAGGAUGGCAGUUAAAGGCCGUGUAACAAUCCGUGAUCUCGGACUCUUUAUGAUGGUUCUGCUAAGCCCUGUCGCCGCGGCUCAAAGUGAGGAGCGAGAGUGUGCGUAUGCAGAGCAGCAGCAGGCUCUGGCCGAGCGGAUUGGUGGAGGCGGAGAGGGGCGUGUCUUUGUGGAAAACGCCACCAUUCGCUGCAGUCAGGGCGGGCGAUGUUUCGGCCUCUGGGAGAAAAACCAGUUUGGAGUCCGUCUUGUCAAACAAGGUUGCUGGACGAACAUUGAUGACCAGCAUGAGUGCCACGACGACCGUUGCCUGGUAACGAACACGCCCUCGCAGAUCCAAAACGGCAGCUACCGUUUCUGCUGCUGCAGUAGAGACAUGUGUAACCUCAACUUCACAGAGGACUUCCCCCCUCCCAGCCCCACCACUGCACAACCUCUCUACUCUCGCCAGCUCUACCAGGAGAAGGCCAUCGUCAUCGCCCUGGCAGCCGUUUCCGUGGUGGCUGUGCUGGUUGUGUUGCUCUUUUUCAGCUACCGGAUGCUCAGGGGGGAUAGGAAGCAGGGUCUCCAUAACAUGGACAUGCUAGAAGCUGCGUUUUCUCCACCAUCACUGGAUUUAGACAGUCUCAAGCUACUGGAGCUGAUUGGUCGAGGCCGGUACGGCGCCGUCUAUAGGGGUUCUCUGGACGAGCGGACGGUUGCCGUGAAACUGUUCUCCUGUGUGAACCGCCAACCUUUCGCCAACGAGCGCUCCAUCUACCGCCUCCUCCCGGAGCACGAGAACGUCGCCCGCUUCCUGGAGAGCGAGGAACGGGUGGGAGCAGACGGCCGAGCGGAGUAUCUGCUGCUCCUGGAAUUCUACCCUCAUGGCUCUCUGUGUACCUAUCUGAGUGGGAGGACAGUGGACUGGGUGAGCUGCUGUCGUUUGGUGCACUCAGUGACUCAAGGGCUGGCUUACUUACACACCGAACUCACCAGAGGAGAUCUGUAUAAGCCGGCGGUGUCCCACAGGGACUUGAACAGCCGGAACGUUCUGGUAAAAACAGAUGGAACAUGUGUGAUCAGCGAUUUUGGCCUGUCCAUGACACUGACAGGGAAACGUCAGCCAGGACACGGCGAGGAGGACAACAGAACCAUCAGCGAGGUUGGGACAGUGCGAUACAUGGCCCCUGAGGUGUUGGAAGGGGCUGUGAAUCUGAGGGACUGUGAGGCAGCGCUGAAACAGGUGGACGUCUACGCUCUGGGACUGCUGUACUGGGAAAGCUUCAUGCGAUGUGCUGACCUCUUCCCAGGUGAGGCAGUGCCGGAAUAUCAGCUGGCGUUUCAGGCAGAGUUGGGGAAUCACCCCACGAUUGAGGACAUGCAGGUGCUUGUGUCCCGUGAGAAACAGCGACCCAAAUUCCCCGAGGCGUGGAAGGAGAACAGUUUGGCGGUGCGUUCGCUGAAGGAGACAAUGGAAGACUGUUGGGACCAGGAUGCGGAGGCUCGUCUAACUGCUCAGUGCGCGGAGGAGAGAAUGGCCGAACUCCUCGUCAUCUGGGACCGUGACAAGACGGUCAGCCCGGCACUCAACCCCAGCACUGCCCUACACAACCACAGGAACUUGUCCCAUGGUCGGCAAACCUCCAAGGUUGGUCCUUUCUCAGACUACACCUCCUCCGCCACCACUGAGGAACGGGAGGGCGUGGCUAAGACCAUUCAGAACGACGCAUCCUCUGGCCCCUCCUCCACGGGCGGGGUUGGGCAGCCAGGGGGAGGAACCGGGGAGAAGAACCGAAACUGCAUCAACUACGAACGUCAGCAGGCCCAAGCCCGAAUGCCCAGCCCCGACAGCACCAGUGCCAGCCACUGCACCACCACCACCACCACCACUACGACUCUCUCUGACUCAUGCCCCACCAGUCAACCCCCGCCCCAGGGCGGAGGCCUGGUCUGCACCCAGCUUACCCAGGAGGACCUCGAGACGCCCAAGCUGGACCCCAGCGAGGUGGAGAGAAACUUGCGGGAGAGUUCUGACGAGAGUUUGAUGGAACAUUCUCAGAAGCAGUUCUGCUCUCCGGACUCAGCCGCCUCACGCAGUCCGUUCUAUCCGCUGAUGAAAAUGGCGUCCGAAGUCACCGGUUCGCAAGCGAACGGCCGCCCGGGAGACCCGACGGUAGUUUUUCCUCUACCGAAGCAGCAGAACCUCCCCAAACGACCAAGCAGCUUGACCCUCCACCCGAAGCCCUCUGGGAAGGUCUCUUCUUCUUCCUCCUCCUUGUCCUCCUCAUCCCUGAGGCUAAAGAAGUUUGCGAAGCUUGGCAAGUCCAAUUUGAAGAAGGUGGAGAUGGGUGUGGCCAAGUCCAAUGUCGUCGCCGUGGCGGCCGAGCCGCGCCUGGUCACGGUCACUAACAAUGACCCGGUAGCUUCUGUCCCUGCGGUAAACGCGAACGGAUACGUCGCCGACGCGUCCGCGUCCGCGUCCGUUUCGGCGGGGGGUGUCGUAAACGCCGCGGGGCCUCGUGGGACGGUUCCAGCCAGCUCGGAGGACUUGACGUUUGGCCUGCUGACGUCCAGUCCAGACGAACAAGAACCGCUGUUACGGAGGGAGGCCCAACCCAACAACGCCAACAACAACAACAGUAACAACAACAAUGGCGAGGGAGAGGGGGAAGGAGAGAAGGAGGGAGAAACAGGUGGAGGAGGAGAGAGUAGCGAGGGUAACCCAGGACAAACGAGCGAAGCCCCUUCCUCGUCUGCGGUCGAACCCCCCGAAUUGCUUCCUUCCUCGGCCCCAGACCUGGUUCCCCCUCGGCCGCAGGGGGAGGCCCUGCUACGUCAGCCCAGGGGCCGCCGGCCGGAGAGACCCAACUCGCUGGACCUGUCUGUCACUACGUUGUCCUCUAUGGGAGGUAGUCUAGACCAGGAGGGGAAGGAGGGAUCAGGGGACAAGAUUAAGAAACGAGUUAAGACGCCAUACGCCCUGAAGAAAUGGCGUCCCGCCACUUGGGUCAUCUCCACGGAUACGCUGGACGCUGAAGUCAAUAACAACAACAGCAGGUCCGGCGGCCUGGGCCUGAUCCAGAACCAGAGCCAAGGCCAAGGUGGUUCCGGACGCUCCAAAUCCGGCACGGCAGUUUACUUGGGCAGCCGGGGGGCGACCAUGACCUCCACCUUCGCCUCUCAAACCAGCGACCCUCACGGCUGUGACUUUUGAACUUUGACCUACCCCGAAGCGCCAGUUUUAACCCUCUACCCCCGCUUGUCUGCAAGCCCGCUCUCCUUGAUUUCAGCUGUUGGGCCAGGGCACUGGAAGUUUCUGGUGCACCCGUUCUGUGUGAAUUUGGGAUGAGCCGAAGCUUUGGUGGAUUUUGGAAGUUUUUGGACAUGCCUUUGAGUACGUGUGGGAGGUAGUGUUUAGGGGAGGUCUAAAACAUUUGGCUUUCAUUCCAAGAUGUCAAAAGCUGUAUCCCAUUUUUUCCUCUCGUAUAGUAUCUUACUAUCAUGACUCAAAAACAACAACAACAACAACAACAACAACAAAAAACACUUCAGGUGGUCUGGAAGAAAGUUCUGAAAGGUUCUUUAUGGCCUUUCACUGAGACUUUGACCCUCAUCUUACAUAGUUUGAUAGAAUGGCUUUAAACUGAAUA